AUGGUGUACAUUCGGCAACAUGUCUUGCCAAACUUGCGCAACUACAAGUAUGCGGGUGUUGACCACUCGUUGAUCAGUCGCUAUGUCCUCAAGCCGUUCUAUAGCAAAUGUGUUAUCCAUUUGUUUCCCAUGAACAUGGCACCCAAUCUUAUUACCCUGACUGGAUUCUUGUUCGUGGUACUUAAUUUCCUCACCGUGAUGUGGUACAACCCCGGCAUGGACACGGACUGCCCGCCGUGGGUGUACGCGAGCUGCGCGAUUGGCAUGUUUUUGUAUCAGACCUUUGAUGCUGUGGACGGCAUGCAGGCGCGGAGGACGAGGCAGAGUGGGCCGCUGGGCGAGCUCUUUGAUCACAGCGUUGACGCAUGUAACACUGCCUUGGGCGUCCUCAUUUUUGCCGCCUCGAUGAACCUUGGAAACGGUUGGAUGACCAUUUUGAGUCUUUUUGGAUCGACUAUGACCUUCUAUGUUCAGACCUGGGACGAGUUCUACACUCAGGUCCUGACUCUGGGUGUCAUUUCGGGCCCCGUUGAGGGUGUCCUGACUCUCUGCCUCGUCUACGCUAUCACCGCGUACCAAGGCGGCGGCAGCUUCUGGCACCAGCCGAUGCUCGAGACCUUUGGCGUGGCCAAGCCCAGCUUCCUCUCGGACCGAGUGUAUGAGAUGCCUUUCACGCAGUGGUACCUGGUGUACGGCGCGUUUGUGCUUUUCUUCGCGACCGGCUCCAGCAUCUGGCACGUUAUGCAGGUGCGCCGCGAGCGCGGUCUGAAUCCUAUCACUCCGCUAUACGGUCUGCUGCCCAUGGUUGCUAUCUGGACCCUCGUCCCGGCCUACUUGUACCUGCAGCCUACGAUCUUGGAGAACUAUACGAUUCCCUUUGGGUUGUAUGUCGGUCUGGUGAAUGCCUACGCGGUGGGCCGCAUGAUCGUCGGCCACUUGGUGCAGUCGGGAUUCCCUUACCACAACAUCCUGCUCUACCCACUGGGUCUCGGUGUGCUGGACAGCGCCGGGGCGGCAGUUGGUCUUUGGGCAAACCCCGUGCUUGGACAUGGAUCCAACCAGAUCAUGUUUGUGUUUGGAUGUCUCGGAUUGGCGAUUGGUAUCUAUAGUAGCUUCGUGUUUGACGUGAUCACUACCAUUUGCGACCACAUCGACAUCUGGUGCUUAACCAUCAAGCACCCGUACGUCGAGGAGACCGAGCGCAAGGACGGCGCGGCCAUCGAGGCCCACGUUGAGGGCGCGGCGAAGAAGAACCUAUAA
This is a messenger RNA of Penicillium subrubescens, 1260 nucleotides long. Its product is annotated as aminoalcoholphosphotransferase. Gene Ontology annotation, cellular component: membrane. Gene Ontology annotation, biological process: phospholipid biosynthetic process. Gene Ontology annotation, molecular function: phosphotransferase activity, for other substituted phosphate groups. The record is from RefSeq and is a predicted model, not a curated record. Lineage: Eukaryota; Fungi; Ascomycota; Eurotiomycetes; Eurotiales; Aspergillaceae. Bases 1 to 1260 code for a protein of 419 amino acids. The transcript has 7 exons.